GUUGAUUGGUCAUUUCGCGAAAAUGGUCAUUCGGAAUACAUGGUUAAAAUUAGUCGUUUGAAGGUUAUUCUUCAACCUUGGGAGGGGUUAGUUAUUCGGUUGCUGACUCACUUGUGUGCUGAAAUGUGUGAACCUAUUAUGUAUAGAACGCAUAAACUGUGAGAUAUAUAUUAGUACAACAUACCUACACCGGGCUGAAGUUUUGGCGAGUAGAAGAAGUGAACAGUUAAUCGUUGUAUAUUUUUUCAAUUUUGGAAACUGUUCAGUGCUCUCAUCUGAUUGGUUGAUUCAAGAAAGUGAUGACAUCUAUUUAAAGAUGUUCAAAAUUACUUCAUUCAUUUAAACUUUACGAAGAUAAGAACAUCAGAAGGAGAUAAAAAUCACCCAAAGAAUGACAAGUAGUGGAUGUAGAAGCAGAAGUAAUAGUAGUAUUGGGAGUGGCGGUGGUGCUAAUCUGUCAACAUUUCCAAAUAAUGCUAAACAACAAACUGUGGGAAGACCACCCAGUUCAAUAAGUCUACUUGCUGAUCAACUGAAAUUGUCCAGUUUGAAUGAAAAUGAUCCAUGUAUGACAAUGCGGAUGAUGAUGAUGAAGAUGGUGACAACAACAACAACACCACCAGUGUCAGCAACGAUGACGACUCCUAUGAUGAAUAGUGGACUGUAUGAUACUGCUUGUGAACAUUAUGGUUUGGAGACAAUUAGUGAAGCACGAAAUGCUUAUUCAAUGCCUACACACUCUAUUAUUGGCUCACAGUCUAAGCGUAGCCUUAAUACUACUACUACUACUACUACUACUACUAAUAAUCAUAAUACCGAUUGGAGGAGUGGUUCGAAAGAUUAUCAUCAUCACCAUCAUUCACGUACUGUACACUUUCAUGAUGUAUUCACGCCCAGUUCUAGUGUUUGUUCAUCAUUACAGUCUACAAUGUCGGAAUUCGAAGAUGGAAAUGAAAUGACUAACUCUGAGCAUAAUUCGUGUUGUGUUCAUGUUUUGUCUGCAAGCGCUCCAACUACAAAUUACUCAUUGAAUUCUCUUAUUAAUUUAUCAAAGUGUAGCAGGGAAACAGCUUCUUAUCAUAAUAAUACUAUUGUUGAUACAAAUUAUCCUAAUACCAAUCUUCCAUCAACAAAGUGUACAUUCACUCCAUCGUCUUAUUCAUUCAGUUCUUCAAUGGACAAACCUGAUCAUGACUGUGAUGAUAAAGAUGUUGUUGUUAGUGGUAGUGGUGAUAACAGCAGUCAUCAUAUAAAUAUCCGUUCACCAAGUACAUUUGUUAAUCAUUCGGGUAUAAUGUCUAAAACAAUUUGUUCUUCUUAUUCCUCGUCCUGUUGUUGUUGUUUUGGUGCUGGUGGUGGUUUGUGUUUUUGUCCUUCUUGUUGUUCAUGCUGCCUGUGUCGAGGGAAUAAUCAUUCACAGCCUCCAUUACAACAUCGUUUACCAGCAAAACGCGCCUGUCGAUCAACCAGUUCUAGUUCAGAUAUACCACAGUACACCUCUUCAUCAUUAUCUUCUUCGUCUUCCAUGUGUGGUUAUUACAGUCGUCAGUGUCCUUUUACUUCAAUCCAUCUUCCACAUCGUCAUUGUCAUCAAUGCUAUCAGCAACCUACCACUAGUAGUAGCGGUAGUAGUCAUGGUCACUACCAUUGUCAUCAUCGUCAUGAUAACAGCACCUGUCAUAACAGUAAUCAUAUCAUAAUGAUGAGGACAAUGCAGUCUUACAUCAAAAAUCUUCCUCGUCCAGUUGCUGUACGAUUAGAUUCACAAGCAAUCUAUCAUGCAAAGUCAAAAAGUUGCACAAAUAUGAAUGUUGUAAAGUCAUCAAAUCUUAAUGACAAUAAUAAUAAUAAUAAUAAUAAUGGUGAUGAUGAUAUUAGCAACGAUAGUACCUUGCGUAAUAAUAACAGCGGUGUUAUCUUACGCCCCAAACCUUCUGAUUUAAUAUCGUUCAAUAAAAUUGGUAAUACCGCCCGUCUUAGCUGGCAUCAUCCUUUGUUCAACUUUAGUUCUGUCCUCCAUCAAGGGAAACAUAGUAAUAAUAAUGAUAAUAAUUUAUCUCUACAAGUCCAAUCUAACACUUCAACGCUUCAACAUGAUACUUCCUUAGAAAGCCAACAAACAUGCACAGAUUGUUCACAAAAUGUUCAGAAAUCGGUUCGUCUGCGGAAUGCAAAUACUCGUGGAAGUACUACUACUACUACUACUAAUAGUAAUAAUAGCUCGAAUCCGUGUGAUCGUGUUUCAACAUUUCGUCCUCCUAAUCACAUUGAAAUUAAAGGAUCACAGGACUCUGCAUUAUCAAUUCACGCACUGCCUAGUCCUUCAUCGGCAUUCACGCCAACCCGAACGUUCUUUGACAGUUUCCCAAUUGGUGUUAACUCGUUGGAGUUUUCACUUUCACCAGCUGCUGGGUCAAUAUCUUCGUCCGUUCAGAUAGCUGCUCGAACUCCUUCUUCUGGAUUUCAUGAAGCAUCAUUUUCUGGAUUAUCUGAGGCAUCUAGUUUACCAGAUUGUUCACGGUUUGGUGUAUCUUCGGAUACUGCUGCGAAUUCAAAAUAUUGUCAUUGCCACUGCCAUUACUCUCGUGACGGUCGAGAUCACCAUCGUCGUUGCAGAGGGAAUAAAGAAAAGGAGUCAGAUGAUAAAAAGUUGUCAAGUCAGUGUAUUACUUCAACCCAAUUAACAGAUUUGGAAUCAUGUUUCAAGUUGGAAGAUAGUGAACCAAAUAAUAAUAAUAAUAAUAACAAUAGUAAUAAUAAUCAAGCACAGCACGACAGAAAUAGCAGCAGCAGUAGUAAUAGUAGUGGUAGUAGCAAUAGCAGUAAUAGUAGUUAUUCCUUUCCAUCAACUAAAUGUAUGCUUCGAUGUUGUUCUCAACCAAAUGAUACUGCGAUCUAUGAUACUAAUCGUCGACAUUUACUUCAUUGUCCGAAGCAUAUUAAGGAGACUUGUCAUUCGGUUAGUACAACGUCUUCUUCUACUACAUUUACUCCAAUUAUACCUACGGAUAUCACCAACAGUAUCCAAGCAACAUCUUUGACACCAACAUCAGCAGCAGCAGGAACAACAACAACAACAACUGGAUUAAAGCGUAGACGUGGACCAAGUGGAGAAUAUGCUGUUGAUUACUUUACACAUCAUAAUUAUGACAAUUCAAAUAUUCUUCAAGAGAAAGAAGAAUCACAUGACGAAAUACUUCCAUGUGCAUGUGUUUUUUACAGCAAGCCAACGGACCAUAUAAUGAACAACUAUGAUGUUAAAUUGUCUUCAAAUAAAGAUGAUCAAUUACGGGAUAUGUCCUUAAUGCUAUCGAAUACUACAUUGGAUGAUAAUUUAGAACAGUAUCACCAUCACCACCACCACCAUCAUCAUCAUGGUCAUCAUCAUCAUCAUCACCAGUUUAUCAGUAGUAAUUGUUAUCCUAGCAAUAGUAGUGGUGGUGGUGGUGUUGGCGGUGGACAAUUGUCAAGUAUGUCCUCAUAUCAUGAUCCACAGCAUACAUUAUUCCCUUUAAUCGAUCAAUAUCCGUUGAAUUCCUUCCCGGCUUCAAAUUCUAUUUCAUCUUCUACAAAGCAUCUAUUUUUAUCUGAUACAUAUGAAUAUCAAGAUGAUUGUACACUUAUUGAAUCGGAUCAUAAUGAUGAGCAUAACUCUGCAAAAUUGAAUAAACGUUGUACACAUCCGAAUUCAAAUACUACUAUAAAUUAUAAUGAUAAUAAUAACAAUGGGAGUGAUAACAAUAUAGAAAUAGUGGACGACUGUUACUCUAUUGAAACAGUCAAUCCAUGCCAAAUAUUACACGAGAAUGAAAAUAAGUACAAUGCUUGUGGUGGUGUUAGCUGUGCACAAGGAUUUAAGUAUUCUCCUGAUGUUUUUGUCGAGGAUAACUUUAUUCAUCGUUACACUUGCAAUGAAUUAGGGAAACUUUCUGAAAUGACUGAAGAUGAGAAAGAACACGAGACACCUGAAACUAUGAUUGAAGAAGGUAGUGAUGAUUGUAAUAGUAGUAGUAGAUUAUCCGAUAUAAAUUGCCAUCAUUCUGAAGUUCUAUUGACAUCCCCAUCAAUUCAUGAUAUCACAUUUACGCCUAUUUGUCCACCUCCGAAUAAUAAAUGGGAUAUUUCAGACAAUGAAAAUAAUCCAACUUUUAUAAUCCCUGUACACAAUCAUCCAGUUGAAACAAAUCCACAAGAUAAUGAUACUGAUCGACAAGUGAUUCUUUUUACACCAUCAUCAACACGUUCCAACUCUGGUGGUGAAUCCGAUGAUAUGGAAACUAUUCUUUCUCCUCAAAUGCCUAACCGUCAGCGUAUUUGUUCCGACGUCUUAGUAACUGAAUCAAACACCGAUAAUAAACAAGUAUUGUCUUUCACUGAUCUUGACUUAGAACUCAUUGAAAAUGACUAACUUCUACGUAAGAUAUAUAUAUAAAUGUUCCCUUUUCACACUUCAUUUUUCACAUCAAUUUAUUCUUUUUAUCAGUGAAACAUCCUUAUUCUUUCAAUGUUCAUUGUGUGAGGUACCAAUCACACUUAUAAAUAUUCUUUCCUCUCUCAAAAGUGUGUAUUACAAUUUCCAAUCUUUAUAGUAUAUUUUUCUCAUUUUUUGAUUGUAUACACCUUUUGAAAAGACUUCUAUGUUUUGUAUAUUUGUACAUAAGAUAAAUAGAAUAUUUAUUCAAACAAAUUCACAAGUUUAUUUUUGUAAUCUUCAAUCCAACUUAACUAAAUGAAAUUUAUACUAUUUGAACGCCAUAAAUCCGCCUUCAGUCCUUGAGUUUGUGUAUGAUGAAUAUUUCUGCGUUGUAACUUCAAGUCUUAUAUUUUGUUUGGCGAAGUUUAAGUGUUCUUAAUGAAAUAUAUAGUUACUUGUAUUA
Molecule: messenger RNA, 4877 nt
Organism: Heterobilharzia americana
Lineage: Eukaryota; Metazoa; Platyhelminthes; Trematoda; Strigeidida; Schistosomatidae
Source: the annotation of a GenBank genome assembly